CCAACAUUCUCCACGCGUGCGCACGGGCAGCCCAUUAUUGUCCAGCGAAACAGCAUACGGGGUGGAGAGAGAUACCUCGAUGCUGCCGUUUGACAAUACGAGAACUACCCCACUACUGUUUUACCGGAUUACCAAAUUGUGUUUAGACGACUAAGGCAGCUUGGAUGGCAGGGCAGCCCCUAUAAAGGAUGACUCUCUGCCCCUCCACCUCCACCUCCACCACUGCUGUAGUGCUACCCCACCUCCUCCUCCUCGGCCUCCUCAGCUGCUGAGUCCCCCUCCCCUCCCCUCCUCUCCCCAUGCCACCACACCCCUCAGUGGCCUUGCUGCCCGCUGCCUCAAGUGUGUGUGCUGCUGCCGCUGUCGCUGUGCUGGAGGAAGAGGAAGCCCGACAACAGCCCCAACGCCACGGCUGCUGCUGAAAAGAGGGAGCGUCCUCCUCAGCUGUCGCUCUCGUGUACACACACACACGCGCACACACACGCACACACAUACACACACACAUACACACACACACACACACACGCACACGCACACACACACACGCAUACACGGAUCACCAUCAUUCAUAUACACACACACACACACAUUUGGAUCACAGACACACACACACACAUGCAUAUGGUGCAUUGUUGUCAUUCCCAGGCUAGCAUCCCGGCGGCUACCCAUCAGGUUAGCAGACUACAGCUACAGCACUCCACAAGGCUCAUGGACUUGGGGAUCUGCAUCAGAGAGGAUAUUAAUAGACGGACUUGACUUGAUUGGACCGUCUGUUUGUGGGUGGCUGGUGUGGGUGUGUGUGAGUGUGGGUGGAUAUGGGGUGUAAGUGAGUGAGUGUGUGUGUGUGACUAUUUUUUUUUCUACAAGGAUCACACAACCACACCUCAACUCAGAGGAAUAGUCAAGUUUUAUUCCCGUUUUUUUUAUACAUACAAUCAUAUUUAUUUGCAGCUCCAAAAUUUAACUCACAACUUUAAACAAAUAAAAAGAACUACAAAUCCAUAAAAAGAAAAAAAAAAACCUACAACUCCCAGCAGCCUCAGCUGGAGCCAGGAGGCCGUGGUCAUGGAGGCCAACAUGGAGUACUGCCUGAGCCAGGUGCUGCAGAAGGACGUGGGCCGUCGGCUGCAGGUGGGCCAGGAGAUCAUCGACUACGUGGCGGACCACGAGAAGAGCCAGGACCUGGAGCAGGACCAGAGCGACCUGGACAAGAUGGUGGACGGCAUCGCCACAUCCUGGGUCAACUCCAGCAACUUCAAGUUGGCCCUGCUUGGAAUGGACAUACUCUCUGCCUUAGUCACCAGACUACAGGACCGCUUCAAGACACAAGUUACAACAGUUCUGCCCAGCCUGAUAGACCGGCUGGGGGAUGCCAAAGACCAGGUGCGGGACCAAGACCAGACCCUACUGCUCAAGAUCAUGGACCAGGCGGCCAACCCACAGUAUGUGUGGGACCGUAUGCAGGGGGGCUUCAAGCAUAAGAACAACCGCACGAGAGAGGGAGUGUGUCUGUGCCUCAUCGCCACCCUCAACGCGUAUGGAGCCCAGGGGCUGACGCUGAGCAAGAUUGUGCCCCACAUAUGCAGCCUCCUAGGGGACCCCACCAGUCAGGUGCGGGAUGCAGCCAUGACGUGUCUGGUUGAGAUCUACAGGCAUGUGGGGGAGCGCGUCAGGACCGACCUCAGCAAGAAGGGCCUUCCACAGUCCAGGUUGAAUGUAAUCUUCAGCAGGUUUGACGAGGUGCAGCGGUCGGGCAACAUGAUUCUGUCCUCGGCCUCAGAUAAGAACUUUGAUGACGAAGACUCUGUGGACGGGGGCCGGUCCUCCUCCUCUUCCUCAUCCAGGGGGCCCAGCAGGAGAACGGGUGCCAUGGGCUCCAUGAGACGACCUAGCUCAGCAUCCUCUAAAGGACCAGGUAAAGAGGGAGCGAGUGCGGGUGCGGUGGAUGAGGAUGACUUCAUCAAAGCCUUCGAGGACGUGCCAGUUGUGCAGAUCUAUUCCAGUAGAGAGCUGGAGGACAAUGUGAAUAAGAUUAAGGAGGUUCUGUCAGAUGAGAAAUGUGACUGGGAGCACAGAGUCACUGCUUUGAAGAAGGUGCGUUCGCUGCUGAUGGCGGGUGCCUUGGAGCAUGACUGCUUUUCACAGCAGCUACGGGCGAUGGAGCCGGCACUCAAGCUCUCCGCUAAGGACCUGAGGUCACAGGUGGUCCGGGAAGCCUGCAUCACACUGGGGCACCUGUCGUACCUGCUGCAGAAUAAGUUUGACCACGGAGCUGAGUCCAUCAUGCCCACACUACUGAACCUGGUGCCCAACAGCGCCAAGGUCAUGGCCACCUCAGGAGUGGCGGCCAUACGCCUCAUACUGCGGCACACACACUACCCUCGCCUCAUCCCCAUCAUCACCAGCAACUGCUCCUCCAAAUCAGUCGCCGUCAGGAGACGUUGCUUUGAGUUCCUUGAGCUCAUGCUGGUGGAAUGGCACACCAACACACUGGAGAAGCAUGUGGCCGUGCUGUCGGAGACGAUCCGCAAGGGCAUCCACGACGCCGACGCAGAGGCUCGCUCCAUCGCCAGGAAGUGUUAUUGGGGUUUCCAUGGCCACUACAGUCGGGAGGCGGAGCAUCUGUACCAGGCUCUGGAGUCGUCCUAUCAGAAGGCUCUGCAGUCCCACCUGAAGGGUUCCGACAGCGUCAUGUCCCUCCCCCAGUCCGACAGGUCCUCCUCCAGCUCCCAGGAGAGCCUAAAUCGGCCAUUCUCUGUGAAGGGAGUCAUGGGAGGCAGCAUGAGCAGGAGUAAAGUGGUGACCUCUCGAGCUCCGGCCACCCCAUCCCUCCAGCGUUCCCGUAGCGAUAUCGAUGUCAACGCGGCGGCCAGCGCCAAGUCCCGCAUGUCCACCGUUCCCCCGGCCACGCCCUUCAGCUCCGCCGCCGCCCUCCCGCCCGGAUCCUACGCCUCAUUGGGCCGCGUGCGUACCAGGAGGCAGAGUUCCGGUACGGUGGGCGGGGGACACGGCACCCCCAGCACCGUCACGGACAGCCGCGGUCGCAGCCGGGCCAAGGUCGUCUCACAGUCGCAGCCCGGUAGUCGUUCCAGCUCUCCCGGGAAGCUCCUGGGCCACUCGUACGGCCGCAUCCCCCGCUCCACCAUCUCCACGGCGACCACGCCCUCCACCGACAAGCGCAACCGCGUCCCACGCAGCCAGGGAUGCAGCCGGGAGACCAGCCCCAGUCGCCUGGGCAUCGCCAGGCUAAAAGCUCUUGUUCCUGCCGCUUCCUCCUACCGCACGCUAGCCCGGACCAGUCGCAUCCCGCGGCCCAGCAUGAGCCAGGGCUGCAGCCGUGACACCAGUCGCGAGAGCAGUCGCGACACCAGCCCCGCGCGGGGCUUCGCCCCUCUGGAUCGCUAUGGCCUACUCCAUCAGGCCCGCAUGUCAGCGUCCAUAAACGCCAUGAGGGUGCUCAACACCGGCACAGAGGUGGAGGCAGCCGUGGCAGACGCACUGAGAGACUCCAGGAAUAAGGUAGCGGCCAUCCCAGGCAGCCCGGCCAUCCCAAGCAGCCCGCGUAAGCCUGUGAGGCGGCGUUUCGAGUCUCCUGGCAUGUACUCGGACGACGACGCCAACAGCGACGCCUCCAGCGCCUGUUCGGAACGCUCGUACGGCUCGUCGCGGAACGGCGGCAUGCCGCACUACCUGCGGCAGAUGGAGGACGUGGCGGAGGUGCUGAACCACUGCGCCUCCUCAAACUGGAGCGAGAGGAAGGAGGGACUACUGGGCCUGCAGAACCUCCUCAAGAGCCAACGCAUACUCAGUCGAGUGGAGCUGAAGAGGCUCUGUGAGAUCUUCACGAGGAUGUUUGCAGAUCCCCACAGCAAGGUGUUCAGCAUGUUCCUGGAGACGCUGGUGGACUUCAUCACGGUGCACAGAGAGGACCUGCAGGACUGGCUCUUCGUGCUGCUCACGCAGCUGCUGAAGAAGAUGGGCGCCGACCUGCUGGGCUCCGUACAGGCCAAGGUGCAGAAGGCCCUGGACGUCACCAGGGAGUCGUUUCCAUUCGAUCAGCAAUUCAACAUCCUCAUGCGAUUCAUCGUGGACCAGACACAAACGCCUAACCUCAAGGUGAAGGUUGCCAUCCUGAAGUACAUCGAGGCCCUGGCGCGACAGAUGGACCCCACAGACUUCGUCAACUCGAGCGAGACGAGGUUAGCCGUCUCUCGCAUCAUCACCUGGACCACGGAACCCAAGAGCUCCGACGUCAGGAAAACCCUCCAUAGUUGGGCCAGCGAGGAGCUCACGGGGCGCCCCAGCACCUCCGCCCUGAUGCCCGGAGAGAGUAACACAGAGGAGAGGUGCAAGCAGGCGGCGCAGGUGGUGCUGAUCGCCCUGUUUGAGCUCAACACCCCCGAGUUCACCAUGCUGCUGGGGGCGCUGCCCAAGACCUUCCAGGACGGAGCCACCAAGCUGCUGCACAACCACCUCAAGAACUCAAGCAACACCGCCGUGGGUUCUCCAAGCAAUACCAUGGGCCGCACGCCCCCCAGGCUUCCCUCCAGCCGCACCAGCCCACUCACCUCCCCCACAAACUGCUCCCACGGUGGCCUCUCCCCCAGCCUGCUGGAGUACGACACUGAGAACAUGAACUCGGAGGAGAUCUACAGCUCACUGCGGGGCGUGACGGAGGCCAUCCAAAGCUUCAGCUACCGCAGCCAGGAGGACCUCAACGACCCCCUGCGCAAGAAGGACGAAGCCAUGGGUCGUGAGGGCGCGUCACCGGGCAGCGGCGACUCUCGUCUGGGAUUGGACGGGGUCGACGGCGGUGGCGGCGGGCGCACGGCGUUGGACAACAAGACAUCGCUGCUGAACACGCCCUCCCCGCGCUCCUUCUGUGUGCCGCGCUCGCGAGAACACGGCCCCUACGGCUACGCAGACACCAUCAGCGCAUACGACAAGAGCGCCCUCAAGGAGGCGGUGUUCGACGACGACGUGGAGCAGUUCCGAGACAGAAGUCGCCAAGACAGCGCUGAGAACAAGAUGGUGCUGCCCAAGGGCUUAGCUCCUGUGGACCACUCUGAGCUGGUUGCGGAGCUCCUUAAGGAGUUGUCCAAUCAUAACGAGCGUGUGGAGGAGCGGCGCGGGGCGCUGGUGGAGCUCCUGAAGAUGACGCGCGAGGACAGCGUAGCCGUCUGGGACGAGCACUUCAAGACCAUACUGCUGCUCCUGCUGGAGACGCUUGGGGACCAGGAUCACACCAUCAGGGCUCUGGCGCUGCGCGUUCUGAAGGAGAUCCUGCGGAACCAGCCGGCCCGCUUCAAGAACUACGCAGAACUCACCAUCAUGAAGACACUGGAGGCGCACAAGGACUCGCACAAGGAGGUGGUGAGGGCGGCAGAAGAGGCAGCGUCCACACUAGCUGGGUCCAUCCACCCAGAGCAGUGCAUCAAGGUGCUGUGCCCCAUCGUGCAGACGGCCGACUAUCCCAUCAACCUGGCGGCCAUCAAGAUGCAGACCAAGGUCAUCGAGCGCAUCGCCAAGGACUCGCUCAUCACCCUGCUGGCCGACAUCAUACCCGGGCUACUGCAGGGCUAUGACAACACAGAGAGCAGUGUGCGCAAGGCGAGUGUCUUCUGCUUGGUGGCCAUCUACUCUGUCAUUGGAGAAGACCUGAAGCCACACCUCGCCCAGCUCACAGGGAGCAAGAUGAAGCUGUUGAAUCUCUACAUCAAGAGGGCCCAGACCACCAACAGCAACAGCAGCAGCUCCUCAGACGUCUCCUCACACUGCUAGCUAGGCCGGGACCUGCGCUAGCACACACACACACACACACACACACACACACACCUGACUAGCUAGGCCGGGACCUGCGCUAGCACACACACACACACACACACACACACACACACACACACACACACACACACACACACACACACACACACACACACACACACACACCUGACUAGCUAGGCCGAGACCAGCGCUAACACACACACACAAACACACACACACACACACACACACACACACACACACACACACACACACACACACACACACACACACACACACACACACACACACACACACACACACACACACACACACCUGACUAGCUAGGCCGGGACCAGCGCUAGCCCUCACACACACACACACACACACAGACGAACCUGACUAGCGCUGAGGGACCCUCCACAAGGCACUCUGAUGCCCUGCUAUCUGCUAUCACCACUCCCCUUUUCCUCUGUUGUUGUUCUUUUCUUUUGGUCUUCUGUUGCGGUGAGGCAGGUGGUGUGGUGUGGUGUGGUGUUUUGUUUUGAGAUGUGGGAUCAGAUGGGUUGAUGGGAAGGGAGUGUAAGUGUAGCCACCUUUUCAACCCCUUCUUAUCCUUCUUAUCCUCCUCCUCCUUCUCCUCCUACUCCUCCAACUCCUCCUCCUCCUCCACCCCCUUCUCCUCCUCCUCCCUCCCAGUCUUGCCCCCUAAAUCCCUCCUGCAUUUUCCCUGAGAAGUCCUUUCUCCUCUCCUUCUCCUUCUCCUCC
This is a messenger RNA of Engraulis encrasicolus (European anchovy), 6531 nucleotides long. RefSeq names its product cytoplasmic linker associated protein 1a (gene clasp1a). The transcript is spliced from 41 exons. Bases 1066 to 5781 code for a protein of 1571 amino acids. The record is from RefSeq and is a predicted model, not a curated record. Gene Ontology annotation, biological process: mitotic spindle assembly; establishment of mitotic spindle localization. Gene Ontology annotation, cellular component: kinetochore; basal cortex; spindle microtubule. Gene Ontology annotation, molecular function: kinetochore binding; microtubule binding. NCBI's taxonomy places the organism in Eukaryota, Metazoa, Chordata, Actinopteri, Clupeiformes, Engraulidae.